UGCAACUACAUCGCUAUAAAGUCAUUGUUGCAUUGUCCAACAACACAAGUCUGAUGUACAUUGGAAACUUUUAGCCUUGUACAAAGUAAACAACCAGGAUGACAGCGGAGACUUUUGAUAAAAAGAAGACUAUAGAACUGAGGAAGAAGCACAUUGGUCCGUCAUGCAAAGUCUUCUUCAGUCACGAUCCGAUCAAGAUUGUGCGUGCCAGAGGCCAGUACAUGUAUGAUGAGAAUGGGGAACGGUACUUGGAUUGCAUAAACAACGUGGCUCACGUGGGCCACAGCCACCCGGAGGUCGUGAAGGCAGGAGCAGAACAGAUGGCUCUGCUGAACACCAACUCUCGCUUCCUGCACGAUAACCUGGUGAACUAUGCCCAGAAGCUGCAGACCACGCUGCCUGACAAGCUCUCCGUCUGCUACUUUGUCAACUCUGGCUCUGAAGCCAACGACCUCGCUCUUCGACUGGCCUGGCAAUACACUGGCCACAAAGACAUCAUAACACUGGACAAUGCGUAUCACGGUCACGUGUCAUCGCUCAUCCACAUCAGCCCAUACAAGUUCCACCAGCUGUCAGACGCAGAGCAAAGCCAUUCUGUACAUGUGGCGCUGAGUCCAGACACGUACCGAGGCAAAUAUAGAGAAUCCCACCCAGACCCCGCUACAGCGUACGCCGACAACGUUAAAGACAUCAUACAAAAGGCCCAUGCCAGUGGACAUAAGAUUGCUGCUUUUAUCGCCGAGUCCCUGCAGAGUUGUGGUGGGCAGGUUAUCCCUCCUUCGGGCUACUUCCAAAAAGUGGCACAUCAUGUUCGUCAAGCAGGGGGUUUAUUCAUCGCUGAUGAGGUCCAGGUGGGUUUUGGGCGUGUUGGCACCAGCUUCUGGGCCUUCCAGCUGCACGGUGAAGAUUUUGUUCCUGAUAUUGUUACCAUGGGUAAACCCAUCGGCAACGGGCACCCUAUGUCCUGUGUGGUGACAACCAGAGAAGUGGCAGAGGCCUUCCAGUCAUCUGGGAUGGAAUACUUCAACACGUUCGGAGGGAACCCGGUGUCCUGUGCCAUCGGCCUGGCUGUGCUGGACGUGAUCCAGAAAGAGGACCUCCAGAGCAACGCCCUCCGUGUGGGGGCGUACCUGAGCAGGCUGCUGGAGCAGCAGAAGGAGAAGCAUGCCCUGGUGGGGGAUGUCAGGGGCCGUGGACUGUUUGUAGGGGUGGAACUUGUGAGGGACAGAUUGAAGCUGACGCCAGCAACCGCUGAAGCCCAGGAGAUCAUAUACAAACUGAAGGAACAACGCAUCCUUCUGAGUGCGGAUGGUCCUCACCGCAACGUGCUCAAGUUCAAACCACCCUUGUGCUUCACUGAGGAGGACUGUGACUUUGUGGUGCAGAAGAUUGACCAGAUUCUCACAGAUCUUGAGAAUGCCCUUGGUCUACACCUUCCUGGCAUGGAGAACACAGAGAAUGGAGGCAGUAAAAGGAAGGUCUCCGCUGAGGAAAACAGACAUCAACCAAAUGGAAAUGGAACCAGCAAGGAGACCCCACUGCCAGCCUCCAAGCCGACCAAGAGAAUAAGGACAUAGAGAAGGAGUCUUACAUCAUUAGAUACUUGAGGAAAUGCCAUAUUGCUCAUCCUGCCUUAAAUGGAUACACAAAGUGGAUUAAUUAAUUAAGUGUUUUGCGUUAAAAAAAAAUUCACUGCACAUUUAUUAUGCAGUGUCCUCUCAGGUUAUUUACAUUGUUAGUUGCAGAAGGGCAUGAAUGGUUACAGAUAAAACACUAUGUAGUACUAAAAUGUUUCAUGAUAGUAUUGUAUGUGAACUAAAGUGUUAUUGACAUUGUUGUCUAUCAACUCAUCCAUUCACGUAUCAUAAUUACUUAUGCCAAAAAUAUACAGAAAUUAGUACUAAAAUAAAAUACAUAUAAUACUGUAACAGUUUGACAAAAGAGAAAUAUGUAUUAUUCUAACUCUAGCCCACUGGAUAAGCAUGUGUACCAGGCUCCAACAAUCCAGCACAGCUGGAUUCGAAUCGGGCUUGGGGCUCUUGCAUGCAAGAUCCCCCCCCCCCUCCUGUCA
This is a messenger RNA of Osmerus eperlanus (European smelt), 2071 nucleotides long. It is a transcript of the gene etnppl, whose product is annotated as ethanolamine-phosphate phospho-lyase. Gene Ontology annotation, molecular function: pyridoxal phosphate binding; transaminase activity; ethanolamine-phosphate phospho-lyase activity. Lineage: Eukaryota; Metazoa; Chordata; Actinopteri; Osmeriformes; Osmeridae. The coding region runs from base 99 to 1577 and encodes 492 amino acids. The transcript is spliced from 12 exons. The record is from RefSeq and is a predicted model, not a curated record.